AUGAAGCGUGCGCACGAUGGGGAUGACGACAACGAGCCUCCAGCCAAGGUGCAACGCCUCUUGCACCCGGAUCGGCUGUCUAAAUUGAGUGAAGAGCUGCUGGUUCGUGUACUGUCAUUUAUCCCUGUACCGUCCCUCCUAGUUUGCCAAAGGGUAUCGAAACGGUUCAGCCGCCUGUCUUUGGAUUCUGAGCUUUGGAAGGCAGCCUACUACCGCACAUUCGUUCUCCCACGGGCAUCUCGCAUACCUGGCAUUAAAGACUCUGCCAAUCCUAAUCGAUUACACUAUUCCUCUCGGCUGUCAAAAUGGCUGGAAGAUGGCUAUCUUGUCAAGGACGGGAAAGAAACAAAUUGGAAACAACAGUAUCGUUUACGGCAUAACUGGACAAAAGGUAAAUGCGCCGUCAGUGAGAUUGUCGUUGCCGAACGACCGCCAGAUCCACCUCUUCUAGUAAUGAUGUCGAACAGCAUCGUCUAUGCCGCAGAUUCAUUAUCAGGUCUUCGGGCUUGGAGCUCGAAGGACGAUCGCGAGCUACUGGCAUCCACAGAACUCCAUGUGGAAGCAUAUGCACCUCAACUACCCAUAUCUAUGGCUAUAGACGCCUCUGGGAAAGAGGCUAACGAAGAGAGGGUAGCUAUGGGCUUCGAGGAUGGUUCAUUCUCGAUAUACGCACUAAAGAAAGAUCGCAAGAGGUUCCAGACCCUCUUUACUCAUCCGCCGUCCACUAACGGGAUGUUAUCGGCACUGGCGUACUCAUCACCUUACCUUCUUACCAUGACUGAAGAUCAUAUCCUUUCCCUGUAUGCUUUCGAAGGGACACCAAAUAUGCAUGGCGCAUUGGAGGCUCCUAAACUUCUGUAUUCUCUCCGGUCACACACUGCAUGGCCACCGGUCUCUCUUUCGUUGAGGAUGAAUGCGACAAGCAUGACUGCAGCCAUUGCAUACUCUCUUCCAACCUACCUGUCUGGCUGGACUGUCGGUGUACAAGAACUGAUACUUUCUCAUAAGGGUGAGCUUCUGGAAUCAAGGUUGACUACUGCAGCGGAUGAGCAUUCAUUUACCCUAUCUGCGUAUCGUUCUCCAACUUCCCGUCCAGUACACUCCUCCUCAGAUAGUGCAAGGGAUGCAUCUAUCCUUAAUGGACCUAGCAGAUCAAAGCCAACCUCGAUGUCGUACUCGCAUCCCUACCUCCUUGUGGCGCACCCGGAUAAUACUUUAUCGUUGUACUUGGUUCGAUCAACAUCUUCGGCGCUCUCGAUCAGUUCUGGAAACCGGCUUUGGGGCCACACAUCUUCAAUUUCCGGCGCCCACGUCGGAAUGCGCGGUAAGGCCGUGUCAGUUAGCAGAAUUGGAGACGAACUCCGCGUCUGGGAUUUGGAAGGCGGGAUGAAUUCUUCUGCAAACCGCAAACGCUCAAGGAACGGGGAGUUGAGUGUGCGUAUACAGCCGUGGAAAGUUGGUGAAGCAGACAGUCAAGAUGAUGCUUCCGGAGGGGAGAGUGGGCUACGCUUUGCACUUGACCAGGGCUUUGAUGACUCAUCGGUCAGUCGAGGAUGGGUUGGAUUUGAUGAACAAAACGUUGUCGUGUUACGAGAGAAGAGUGAAGGUAGUCAAGCACUUGUGGUUUACGAUUUUACAUAG
Bipolaris zeicola 26-R-13 is the source of this 1641-nucleotide messenger RNA. RefSeq lists its product as uncharacterized. Gene Ontology annotation, molecular function: protein binding. The record is from RefSeq and is a predicted model, not a curated record. The coding region runs from base 1 to 1641 and encodes 546 amino acids. The transcript is spliced from 2 exons. Lineage: Eukaryota; Fungi; Ascomycota; Dothideomycetes; Pleosporales; Pleosporaceae.